UCAAAAAUGGCGGCGAAUUGUUAGCGAUAGAGGUCGCGCUGUACAUCGUUCGCAUCUUUGGCCGGCUAGAAGGCCUCGCCAUGUCCAAGAAGGGGAACGAACCACGAAGUGUAAACGUCGCUGUUGUUGGUUUGUCUGGCUUAGACAGAGAUCAAGCUUUUUUUGGAGUGGGAAAGUCGUGUUUGUGUAACCGCUUUGUUCGACCGUUGGCCGACGAAUAUAUCACAGAACAUUCUUCGGUAUUUAGUUCCUCUGAUUUUGGCGGACGAGUGUUGAACAACGAUCAGUUUUUGUACUGGGGAUAUUCAACUAAGACAGCAGAAGAUGGAAGUGAAUUUGCCGUUCAUGUCAUAGAGCAGACCGAAUUUAUCGACGAUGCUACUCUUAUGCCGUUAUCACGGGGAGGACAGCUUACACCAUACCCAAAACGGUGUGCCAUUUCAAAGCUCUCUUCCGCUGAAAAGUUGAUGUAUAUCAGCCGGGAUCAAGUAGCUUUACAGAGCGACUACGAGCAAAUCAUUCUACCCGGGGGAAAGAUUACUAUCGAUGGUUUUCUUGUCGUUUACGACGCCGAAGCUACGCAGUCGAAACGACUCGAAGAGCAACAAGAGCGCUUGUUGUCUUCUAUUCUCACUUAUGUGCAGAAAAGUAAAAAACCGUUUGUGCUUGUGGCAACAAAAUGCGACGACACACAGCUUAAUUUACUACAGGAGGUUCAUCGUUUUGCUCAGUCUAAAAAGUUGAAUGUCCCGAUCAUCGAAACUUCAGCUCACGAAAAUGUCAAUGUGGACUUAGCGUUUUUAGCUUUGGCGCAGCUCAUCGAACGCGGACGGGUGCGUUCUAAAGUUAUCCCUUUCACAGAGGCGCAAAGAACUCAACGAGAAUUAUUAGAGAAAGCCGUUCAGGAUUUUCAAAGGCUUAUUGAUAGAACAGUUACCGACUUUCGUGUGAUAUGGAAAAACACGAAAAAGUUAGUGGAAAAUGAAAGGGAAUUUCAAAUUCACCGCGAUCUUUCCGGGCUGGAAGCUUGCAAGAAACUUUUUAAUAAGCACAUCAGAAAGUUAAGGAAAGAAUUUGAAGAAAGGAAGUUGAAUGGGUAUUUGUCUAGACUUCCAAGUGCAUUAGAUGAGCUUAUACCUAGUGCAUCUUCGAUGGAACUAUGCCACUGGAACUGGCAAAAUUGCCAAAAGGCGAUUCGAAAUCACAAACAGUUUGAUAAGUGGAUGAUAGUUUUGCCGGAGGAGACAGCUUGGAAUGAGAGCGAUCAUCUACUCAACGACGAUCCACGUGUUCCUUUUGACAUUUUGUCUCUCCCACGAGCAGAGAAAGUGUUUCAGAACCAUGCGGAAAAGUUAAAAGCUGCGGAAAAACGGCUCCGUAUGAUGAACGAAUUUCGUAAACUACUGGAGUUGACGCCGCAAAUUCGACCAGGCACAACGUGGAUAGAAGCGGCUGUGCUGUUGGAAAACGAGGAAAGUUUUCAGUACUUGAACGACUCAGACAAAACAAAAAUUUUUGACACCUACCGUCGUGACAUUACUGAGAAAGCCAAAGCCGAUUUUCAAGAGUUGUUAUUCGAAUCAGCAGGGUUGUUUUCAAAACUUGAACCCAAUACGCGACCCUCGAUCGCUCCCGAAGACAUACGGGUAAUAAAAGAGGCGUUGAGCGAGGACGAUCGUUUCAAACGGCUCGAUAAAUUGGACAGCGAUCGCGAAAUCGGCUUGAUAAAUCACAUCGCUCUGUUGUACAGUCCCACCAGAUGCCUCAGUGGAGCGGAGAAAUGCCGCGAUCGGCUCAUGCAAGAGAUCGUAGCAACGACCACAUACAGGCCAACAUUCAUGGACAGUAGUGAGACACUAGACAGCGAUGACAGCCAAAUUAACCUGCUUAUUCUGGGCAGUGGGGGUUUUGCUCAGGCCAUGGAAAGUGAAAUUCGGACCCAGUGUUCAUAUGGAGAUCCAGACAAUCUAGAGUUUGUCCUUGAUGGCCGCAUGUAUGAACUGGACUAUCAUGUGGUGGAUGGCAACAUGGAUCCACCAGAAUAUGCUUUGGCUGGAACUGACUUGACUAGUCAAGCUUGUUUCUGUGUCUAUGGUUCAUCCAGUUCUCUGGAUUUUAUUCGCUAUUGUCUGAGUGAAAUGAGCGAGCGUUGUAAGUACGACAGCGUGGAUGACUCAAACCCUGUGCAGCUUCCCCCCCCAACAUUCCUCGUCCUGGCAAGGAAUCUUAGCGACGAUGAUAACAUUCAUCAACUGAGAAAGGAAGGUCAAGAAUUGGCCUCCAGGUACAAUGCAACAUUCAUUGAUUUGCCAGUGGCUCGCUUCUCACCCGGGAAGAUGAUUCAUGAGACACAAGUUGUGGACGCUAUGCGGGGACUGGUAGAGAACCUAAAACAACAAGCUCGCACCAAUCUGUCAAUAGAAGAUUUGAAAGACAGUGAUCCAGAUUUGAAGAUCAUGCUGUGUGCCAUGUGCGGAGAUCCUUAUCCAGUGGAGCUGAUUCUUGGGCCGCUUCUUCACCAUCAAAACUGUUGGAGAAGUUCCAACCGGCCAGACACAAUCAUCCUGGAAACUUACCUUGGGUUUGAUAAGCGACGAGUACAGAUAACUCUGACUUCUUACCAUAGAGCAUACAGCCUUAACUACCAAAUGUAUCAUGGCUACAUCUUGGUGUACUCGGCCAUACGAAAAGCCUCGUUAGGAACACUAAGUGGCUUCUCAGGAUUUAUACCUCAGGUUCCUAUACAGGUGUUGGCAGUAACUGGCAGUGCUGCUGGCGCCAGUGUGGUGUUUCACAGCCAUGUGGCAGCUUCUCUGUUGGCUGAUGGCACGAACCUGGCUAGCAAACUGUUUGCAAAGUUCCAGACAACCUCCUCGCAAUUUCAGCAUCAAGCUGGUGCGUUCGCUGCGUUUUUCAAUCAAGUUUGGGAAAAGAAAAGAGAGAGCGAGGUAGCAUACUCGAAGUUCUUGGCCGAACAACAACUUCGCCUGUCUCAGAAGCAACACAACAAUUCAAUCCGUUCAAAGCAUGAUCCUCUACCGGAGCCGCCAAGGAAAAGGCCGGCGAACUGCGAAGACGAAUUCAACCGGAGACGAAGCCUCAGUGACCAGCAGCAGGAGCAACCAGCCUCCCCCAAGUCAGUCCAUCGAAUGUCCAAUGGGACGUUGGAUGACUCUGAAAUCAAUCCAUACGCAGUGUUUGAUUCCGUCAAGAGGCCUUUUAGUGCGAUGAAAAACAGUGAGGCGAGGAAUUCCAGAGGAAGCGGCGAUCUACAGCCCUACGCUACUUCGACGCCGAAUGCCCUCUUUAUGAGCCUAAAGCAGAAUAGCGUUCCCAAUAGUACGCCGCAGAGCAGUGAUGUCUGGCAGAAGAGAGAGGGUAAGUCAGAGGAACUUUACGCUCAGGUUGACUUGUCUCGAAAACGCUCGUUCAGGAAAUCCAAAGAUCUGACCAUGAACGACAGUGAGGUCAACUUGAUCGAGAACACCCUCUACGCCAACAACAAUUUGGUGCAGUCGCAAAAAUCCGCCCGAGAGACUCCUCCCACGGCUCGCGAAGUUCCACCGCCCCUUCCGAAGAGGAAUUACGAUUUAAGCGAGGAUUUCCCACCUGUAGUCCCACCCAUGAUCCCUCCAGCGGAGUCCAGAACGGAUACUCUUAGGAGCAAUGAUGAUGAGGGCUAUAACACGUUUAAGAAUGAGAACCUGAAAGAAGAAAACCCCUACGCUGCUUUAGCCGACGUACAACCCCGGCCUUCCUCUAUAGCAGCGGAGGAUCCAUACUAUAUGAAGGUAAAAGAGAAGAUAGACUUCUUUAACAACAAAAUGGUCACACCGAAACAUGACGUAUGGGUGAAGAUGAAUGCAAGACAGGAUGAGUCUCAUUCAUCUGUACCUGAUCUCCACAGAAAGGAGUCGGAUGCGGGAGCACCUCUGGCUCAGCAAGAGGAUGUUAGCGACCCAGAGUAUGCUCAAGUUCAGGAAGCAUUAAAAAAUAAUCUGAAGAUAUCAGUAAAACCCCGGAAGACUAUUUACGCUGUUGCUGUUGUUGAGGAACCCAGCGAUUCAGACAAGAAACCAAAGCCGCAUGCAAAGGUGACAGCUAAAGCUUCAUUGAGGCUGGCGCAUUCUGCUGAAGACGUUAGUACGCUGGAGAGACAAUCCAGGCGAGACACCUUUGGUCGCCCAGUAAACGGAAGACGUGAAAAGCGAGGAGAUAGCGCCACGUCUGAUCAAGGAACUGGGGACGAGGCUACAUUGCCUCGAACUGAAGAGCGCCCGGCGAAGAAAAAAAAUAUCAUCAGACGAUCUCGAAGUACUACACGAAGUGGUCAGUCGUCCACGCCAAACGUACCUACAGAGGUACACAAGAAACAGCUGUUUUCUGGAAGGAAAUCAGGCAAGAAAGACCAAAGGAAAGGUGGAACUAUGUCCUCCAGUCAAGAAGACGAAUCUUCCUUUGGCAGCACGUUAGACGCCAGAGGAAAAAAUAAACGACUGGCUAGGCCCGCCCUCUUGGACAUACCUCAGAGGCAGUCAGAUCCUGGCACUGAAGAGGAAACAGAGGAUGACCCAGGUUCGCCCGGUCAUAAACCAAGGAAAUCGCCUUGGUCGUCAUCCAGAAAGAAACCGAGUCGAGAGGAGCGCGAAGCUCAGAAACAGAAGAAGCGAGAAGAGAAGAAAUCGCGAGAAGACGAGAAGCGUCAGAAACGUGAAGAGAAGAAGAAGAGAAAGGAUAGGGAGAAGAUAGACAAAUUUUUCCAGAGCAGACAGAAAAAUAUCAGCAAUUACACUUACUUUGGUCAACCGCUUGAGUCAAUCUGCGAUCCAACAACACUUGUCCCUGCAUUCUUGGAUAAAUGUAUCGAAUUUGUAGAGAAUACAGGAAUGCAAGUAGAGGGAAUAUACAGAGUGAAUGGUAACGCAGCGGACAUAAACCUCAUUGAACAGAAGGUUGAAGAGAAUUCUAACGUAGAGUUGGCCGAGCUAGGGGUUACGGUCCAUGCAGUGACAGGUGCCUUCAAGUCAUUCCUAAAGCUCCUCCCAGAGCCAAUAAUCCCAGGAGCCUAUCAGAGCUCAUUCCAUGAUGCUAUGGUUGAUGCUGAUGCCAAUAGCCGCUUAGCUCGGCUCAAGCAGCUUCUACAAGAUAUACCACCACAUAACAUUGCUGUCUUCAAACGAAUCAUGUUCCAUCUGAAUCGAGUGACGGAGUUUUCCAAGGACAAUCUCAUGGAAUCGAGAAACAUAGCAUUGGUCUUAUUCCCGACUAUUAUUCGUCCGGACUUCACCCGGUUGGAGAUGUCUACGCACAUGUACUUGCUGUUAUUCAUUCAAACGUGUAUAGAAAAAUGUGACUACCUCUUCUCCACUGAAGACAAUUGAGAAAAACUGGGAAACGUCGGUGAAGUCCAGGUUGCCAGCCACGUGCCUGCCACAUGUCUGUGGUAUGGGUAAGGAUGAAGUGUCCUUCUGCUGCCGAACUGACAGCGUGGCUUCGUGGGAAUGCCGUUGAUUCAGGAAUUCGGUCCAAGCAGUGAAGAUGUCGAGAAAUUUUUGAGGUUUGAACGUCAUAUUUGCCUUCCCAUGUUGCGAUGCUACCCAAGAGCCGCAAGACGAACAGUUCGACGAAAAUAGUGACGGAUGCAUUUUAUUAUGGAAGAUACAUGUAUGUAAGGACGAUAGCGAUGUUACAAGGAUGAAAGUGUGCUUGCGUUUUAGAAAGGGACAUAUUUCGCGAGUGCACCCUGUUUUGUCAGAAAUAACUGUUAAAACUAGCUUAUUAAUGAUAAAUAAUAAGUUGCUAAAGAAACGUUUCCUCUCCAAGAAUUUCUUCUACUCAAAAUGACAGAUUGAAUUUAGGUAGAAUUGGACUGAGACAGCGGUUUUCAUAGUUGCCAAGCAACUUGUGUGAUCUUGCUAUUUGCUGACUGGCUGAAAGAUAUUCGAAAACUUUCGAACGCGUGCAAGCUCUCCCGAUGGAUACCAAGAGUAAUGUCGGUCAAGCUUUUUUUUAUAAGAAUUCAAAUGACGGUGUUUUUAAUUUUAUUCCCUCUCAUUCUGCUACUCUAGAGGUUGAUGAUUUUAUAAGUGCGUUGCCGUAUGGUCGCAAAGCGUUUUUAUUAUUUUCUUUUUACAUUGAUAUUAAAAGUUCGUUUUAAUUAAAAAAAAAAGUAAUGGUUUUUAAUUCACACCUUGGAGAAGUAGAGAGAGAGAGUACUAUACUAGUGGAGAUAUAGUUUUUUAACGAUUACCACUUCAAAUUUUCUUGGAUUUUUUUUAUCAUGCCUUAUGCACAAUGUUACACAGAAGCUCGGAUGAAUUUUCUCUAUGGUAUCUCUGGAUCGAUGGCAGUGUCUAAGAAACUGCGCACCUAGCCCUCCCCUCACGCAACAACAAUCAACUGACAGCAAGUUAGGGUGAGUGUUGGGUUAGGGGAAGGGUAGGUGCGCAGUUGUUUUGGUUCUGACAUUGAGCCGUAUCUUUCUGCAAAAAUCUUGUGAUCAUUGCACACUCUCUAUUUAUUUCUCCUCAAUUUUAUGUUGACUGUGCUGGAAGUAAAUACUCUCUACACGUAUUUAAACGGUUCUUCGUACGUAUACGUGUAAUUAACUUUGGGGAAAAUAAAACUCGAAUU
Messenger RNA from Pocillopora damicornis (cauliflower coral), 6633 nucleotides. RefSeq names its product rho GTPase-activating protein 5. Gene Ontology annotation, cellular component: cytosol. NCBI's taxonomy places the organism in Eukaryota, Metazoa, Cnidaria, Anthozoa, Scleractinia, Pocilloporidae. The record is from RefSeq and is a predicted model, not a curated record. Gene Ontology annotation, molecular function: GTPase activity; GTP binding; GTPase activator activity. Gene Ontology annotation, biological process: regulation of cell size; Rho protein signal transduction.